Mucor mucedo is the source of this 2364-nucleotide messenger RNA. Its product is annotated as armadillo-type protein. Gene Ontology annotation, molecular function: small GTPase binding; actin binding. The transcript is spliced from 5 exons. The record is from RefSeq and is a predicted model, not a curated record. Gene Ontology annotation, biological process: actin cytoskeleton organization. The coding region runs from base 1 to 2364 and encodes 787 amino acids. NCBI's taxonomy places the organism in Eukaryota, Fungi, Mucoromycota, Mucoromycetes, Mucorales, Mucoraceae.
AUGGCAUCCAGUAGUUCUGUUGCUGUUACCUCUUUGGAUUAUUCAACAAGUGAAAGUCAACCACCUUACAGAAUAUUAAAUAGAAUGUCCACCUUAUUUGGAGGUAAAAAGAAGACGACUGUCAACCAUGGUGCUUCCUCUUCAUCAUCCUCUGCGCCAUUGCCCGAUGAUAAUGAUAAUGAUACACUGGUUGCUUCACAGGUAGACUCGCUGUUUCAAGAAGAGAGAAAUACAUCCUGUGUAGAUUCUAUGUAUUCUUCACUUCAAUCUCGUAGCUCUCGAUAUCGUCCAGCACCUACUAAUCCAGAUACACCUGCACCACUUCGGACCGUCCAACUGAUGGACCCCGUUGUCCACUUACCUACACCUCCUCCUCCUGCUCCUCUUUCUCCACCCAUCAAAGAGAAUCCGCCCACUCCUCCAUCACCCACACCUUCUACUUUACGAAAAUCAACCCCUCCACCAGGCACCUCUUCACAAAAGGUUGAAGAUGUGGAAGCCCAGUUCAAGCUGUUACUGCGUGAAUAUGCUCCUUCAGCCGACCAUAUGAGCAACGUCAAUAACUUAACCUUUGAACAAAAAGAAAUGUUAUUAAGAUCCUCACGUUCACCUGCUUUACUUCGUAAAAAUUCAACAUUCUCUCAUGUAAUGCCUUCUUUUUCGUUAAAAGCGACGUUUGGCAUGAAGAAAUCCAAACCCCACAAGCAAGUCAACAAUCCUGAUUUUUUUUAUAAUUCACCCUAUGCAGAGCCCAACAAUAAGAGCGACGCUACAUUAAGCUUGCCUGUGGAUUUGAAGCCAAACAAUACUGCGCCCGCUGGAAGGUAUGGUCGUACAAGAGCUGCUUUACCCAAUAGCCAGGAAUCAUAUGGAAGAAGUACAUCACGAAGCAAGCUCAAGUCAACGCCCGAAUACUUUGUGCAUCUGUUGAGAGAAACCCACGUAAGAGAGUUAGAUGACGCUGAAGUACUCGAUCUGCGUGUGUUCUUGAGAAGUGUUGUUGUGAGUUGGACGAGUGAAUUCUUGGCUCAAGGAGGAUACGAAGCCAUUGCCAAUCUUUUUAAGCAAAUGAAAGAAGCUCCUAAACGACUUGCUAAUGAUAACCGUAUGUUACAACAUCUGGGCAAAUGCCUUAAAACUAUCAUGACGCAUCAAUCAAUGGGUACGCAAAUUGUACUUACUAAUCCUAGCGCCCUAUUCCAUAUCCGCGAUAUACUAUUUGGUCCAGCCAGUAAAAAGCAAAAGCAAGUGUACGGACUGGAUAUUACCACACGCAGUCUAUUGCUCAAUCUUUUAUGUACAUUAGCCACACUCCAGACUAAUCGUACACCGCAAGUAGAGUACGUCCAUGGCUAUGAUGUACUCCGACGUCUCUUACUGGACCGCCCUGCUGAUCGAUUGUAUGAAGAGGAGGAUAAGAAAAAUCAGCCUAAACAUGUCUCACCCUUUCCUAUCUCGUUAAAGACAGAUCCUAAAGAAAUCUUGCAAAUGAUUAUGGAGAAGGAUCCUAACGGAGAGGCGAUUGGUCAAGAAUAUGAAUGGGACUGUGACGAGUUAAAGCCUCGUUAUACAUCUUGGAUGCGAGAAUUGCAGUAUACGGUGGAGAGACAUAUUGAAACCAUCACGUUUUUGGCACAAGUGUUGAACUAUGACUUUAGAAGUGCGUACCGACAAAUUAAACAAAGACAAAACUUGACUGAACAAGAAGCUGCAGCAGCUGCAGCGGCUCAUCCUGAUGCUUCAGGCGCGGUAAUGACGGAAGAAGGCGUGGUGGAUUAUAUUAUCACUCAUCUGCGACUGAUUCGUACCGUGGUCACGACACAGCCAACUACAUACACUGGAUGCUAUGAUGAACGUGAACAAGAAAAGAUGAGACGAGAAUUAAUGUUAUCUGGCUUUGAUAAAAUAUCUAAGAUUUUAAUCCAGUGUCCUCAUCCUACGGUUCGGUCUUCCUAUAUUAAUUACUUGAGACCGCUUAUGAGUCCAUGUGCUGACUUAUCUGUUCCUUUGGAUCCAGUUCAAGAUGUAUUUGCAUCACCACCACCUUUGCCUAUGCGUCGAGAUGUAGAAGGAGGAUCAGACAAUGAAGAGGAUGAUGAUGACAGUCUGUAUGAUGAUUAUGAGCUUUCAGUGUACGCUAAUGAAAAUGCGGAUCCUGAAAGUAAUGUUUUAGGUGAAAGACAAUGGAGCUACGAAGAAGAUCCUUAUUACGAUGAUAUAUUCCAAGACGAAGAAUAUAUCGAGGAUCAUUUCAACUCUGAAAACGAGUCAGAUAUAUCUGCUGGUAAUUUUUCUGAAGAUGAAGCAUCAUCUAAGCCAGCUACUACUACUCGUGUGAUCAAUUUGUUUGAUCAACAAUCUUGA